This is a messenger RNA of Vicugna pacos (alpaca), 1583 nucleotides long. It is a transcript of the gene BECN2, whose product is annotated as beclin 2. NCBI's taxonomy places the organism in Eukaryota, Metazoa, Chordata, Mammalia, Artiodactyla, Camelidae. The record is from RefSeq and is a predicted model, not a curated record. Gene Ontology annotation, cellular component: phosphatidylinositol 3-kinase complex, class III, type I; phagophore assembly site; phosphatidylinositol 3-kinase complex, class III, type II. Gene Ontology annotation, molecular function: protein-macromolecule adaptor activity; phosphatidylinositol 3-kinase binding. Gene Ontology annotation, biological process: late endosome to vacuole transport; autophagosome assembly; cellular response to nitrogen starvation.
AUGUCUGCCCUCCGCUUCAUCUGCCAGCGCUGCAGCCAGCCCCUGAAACUGAGCUGGUCCAUGGAGACUUCCCGAGAACCUGCAGACUCGACACUCGUCUCAGCUGAGGGGGAGCCAGGAGAAGCCCAGGAGGGAGGCCCUCCCUUCACGGAGGAGGCAGAUUUUGAAAAUCUACAGGAUGGUGCCUCUAGCAGGAUUCUCCCUAGCGGUGGGAUGUCCUGGGACCAGUUCAACAAUUUCACCCUUCUUGGGAAUCUCGGCUCCCUGAGAACCCUCAAUAACAUCCAGAAGGCCAUCGGGGACAUUUCUGACAUCCUCUCCGGGGAAACUGACGUGAACCACCCUGUGUGUGUGGACUGUACUGACAAUCUUUUAGAGCAACUGGACGCUCAACUCACCAUCACAGAAUCUGAGAUUCAGAACUACAAACGCUGUUUGGAGACCAGGGAGUGGAUAAGUGAGGAUGACAGGGAGAUGCUGCAGAAGAAGCUGAAGGACCUGGAGCUGGAGGAAGCGAGGCUGGUCCGGGAGCUGGAGGGGGUGGAGCAGAACCGAGAAAGGGCAGCAGCAGACCUCGAGGCAGCCCAGGCAGAAACAGAGAUGCUGGACCAGCAGGAAAAGCAGCACCAAAAGGACUACAGUACAUUGAAAUGGCAACAACUAGAACUACAUGACGAGCUGAGCAGCGUGGAGAAGCGCCUGUGGUACGCCCAGAUCCAGCAGGACCAGCUGGAGAAAACCAGCGUCUUCCAUGCCACGUUUGAGAUCUGCCAUGAUGGCCCCGUAGGCACCAUCAGUAACUUCAGAUUGGGCUGCCUCCGCACCGUCCCCACGUGCUGGGAUGAGAUUAAUGCCGCCUGGGGACAGGCAGCCUUGCUGCUCCUUGCUCUGUCCAAUACAGUCGGACUGGAGUUUCAGAGGUAUCAACCUGUCCCCUGUGGAGACCAUUCCUAUCUGAAAUCUUUAACAGACGACCACACUGAACUGCCCUUGUUCUCUAAUGGGAAGCAGAGUGUUUUCUUGCAUAACAAAUAUGACCAGGCGAUGAUGGCUUUCCUGGACUGCAUGCAGCAGUUCCAGGAAGCGGCUGAGAAAGCUGAGUCGGGUCUCUGUUUCCCCUACAAGAUUCAUGUGGAGAAAGGCCUGAUGGAAGAUCCUGGAGACAGUGAUGGGUUCUAUUCCAUCAGAACCCACUUGAACACAGAGGAGGAGUGGACAAGAGCCCUCAAGCUUAUGCUUAUAAAUUUUAAGCACGGUCUCACUUGGGUCUCCUUAAGACAAAACAAAUCAAGAAUGACAAAGAUGAAACCACAAGAUGACAAGAUGAUUCCGCCAUUAAAGAGAUAAUGAAUACGGAGAGAACUGAGGGUGGGGUGAGAGGAAGAGGGUGGUAAGGAGAGAGGUGGAAGUCUUCAUUUUUUUAUGAGAAAAGUACUUGGGCCAUUGUUCGUAGUGGGACUUUGGAGUCAGGAGGUGAAUACUAAAAGAUUUUUCAGUCUUUGCUGUGAUGUAUAGUGUAAACCCCUCCUCUUUAUCCCAGAAAAAUUGUCAGUAAAUUUCUACACUUCGUUCAAUGAUUUAAA